This is a messenger RNA of Cynara cardunculus var. scolymus (artichoke), 847 nucleotides long. RefSeq lists its product as uncharacterized. Lineage: Eukaryota; Viridiplantae; Streptophyta; Magnoliopsida; Asterales; Asteraceae. The record is from RefSeq and is a predicted model, not a curated record. The coding region runs from base 93 to 683 and encodes 196 amino acids. The transcript has 2 exons.
UGGCAGAAGACCAGAAAGCUAUCCGGGUCAUGCUUAACCGCUCGGAACACUAGGGAGGAUUCAUCCUAGUUUCUGGUGUCCGUGCCGGAGAUAUGGAAUCGCCAUCGCCAUCGGCGUCGAAGGUGGAGGUAAUAAAGCAGGCAAUAAAGCAGGUGAUGGAAGAGGUGGAAUCCUCAUCCCAUGAUGACGUUGACCUCCUCUCCAAACUGAUGUCUCAGUUGGAGAGGUUGGAGACUGAACCAGAAGCCAACACAGAGGGAUUAGCUUUCCUUGCAAUCUCCAAAUUGGACUCCAUGGGUGACGAUGUGGCAACCAAAGUGAGCAAAAAUGUGCCAAGAUUGGAAGAAGAAGAAGAAGAAGAAAAGAUAGCAAAAGAGCUUAAGUAUGUGAAGAGGCAGAAUUUUAUAACACACUGUCUUCUUUCGGUCAUGAUAAUCGUCACCAUUGCUUGGCAGAUAUCCGAGGUCUCCAUCAUGUUGACACUCAAAGAUAGAGUGAGCCACCCGUUCCGAUCCAUUAGUGGCGUGUUUAAGGGGAUGCUAAAACCACGUAAACCAAAUGGUAAUGAAGAAGAGUCCUCUGUUACGUCUAUUACAAGUGACCUCAUCGAGUCCUCGCCAAUGCAUGAUCUCAGAAUUCCGGAGCUCCCUAAAAUGGACUUGAGUUUUCAAGAUGAAGAGUGAGUUACACAAUAGAUUUCACCAAGAAUCACAAGAAAUUCAUUACUCUUCAAAGUACAAAGGGUGCUCUCAAGGUAUUGUUGCUUGUUUUCUUUCCAAAUGUUUCAAAUGUGUAGAUAACGGAUUUAAGGUGAAUUAUAAAUAUGUGUUUUUUAUUUGAUGUUGCU